This is a messenger RNA of Argiope bruennichi, 1722 nucleotides long. RefSeq lists its product as uncharacterized. NCBI's taxonomy places the organism in Eukaryota, Metazoa, Arthropoda, Arachnida, Araneae, Araneidae. Gene Ontology annotation, cellular component: cytosol. The coding region runs from base 265 to 1662 and encodes 465 amino acids. Gene Ontology annotation, molecular function: fructose-2,6-bisphosphate 2-phosphatase activity. Gene Ontology annotation, biological process: fructose 2,6-bisphosphate metabolic process; fructose 1,6-bisphosphate metabolic process; positive regulation of DNA repair. The transcript is spliced from 6 exons. The record is from RefSeq and is a predicted model, not a curated record.
AUUAUCUGCGUUGAUGAUAUCAAAAUUUUCAUUAUCAGGAUCAUGAUUUAAUUCAUAGAGUAUGGAACAAGAAGUUAAAUGAUUGUUUCAAGGCUAAAAUCUGGAUAAGACAUUCUCGGACUCGUGCUCAACUUUUUCUUUUUUCAUUUCUUAGAUAUGUUCUCUAGGAUUGGGUGAUUCUGAAACGACCCAUCACUAUAUUAAGUCUUAUGUCGUUUUAAAAUCGGCCGUGUAAAAAGUUUACGUUCUCGAAACGUAGGAAAUAUGGUUGUGUUUGCACUAACAUUAAUCAGGCAUGGGGAAACAGCUCAUAAUAAAGAUAAUGUAAUUCAAGGUCAAAUGGAUGUUCCCUUGUCACAAACUGGAAUUCGCCAGGCUGAAUUGUUGGGAUUUCAUUUACAAUAUCAACAGUAUAGUCAUGUUUAUGCUAGUGAUCUCACUAGGGCUAUGCAGACUGCUGAAAGUAUAAUUAGACAGAAUAAAUCCUACAAAGCAUCUCUGCUGCACGACCGCCGCUUAAGAGAAAGGAAAUUUGGUGCUGUUGAAGGUAAAAGUUUUAAAUAUCUGAAAGAAGCUGCUGAAAAAUCAAAUCAAAAAUCUGGCCAGUACACUCCUCCAGGAGGAGAAACUAUACAACAAGUACAUGAGAGAGCUGUUUCAUUUUUUCGAGAUAUUUGUGAAAUGGUCAAAGAGCGAAGUAAAGAGCUGCCAAAUGACUCUAAUGUUAAUCGAAUCAGUUUAAAUGGAUCUAUACAGGUUGAAAAUGGAAAACCUAGUGGUCAGAAGCGGAAAUGGGAAAAUGGAGAAUCUGAUAGUUUGCAAAAUGUUGAAUGUCAGAGCCAUAGCAAUAAUAAAAUUUGCAUAACUGAAUCCACAAAAAAUGACGACUCAAUUUCGGAAGUUAUUAAGAAAGGUGCAUGCAGUAUUUGCGAGGAUAAUUUAGACUCUGAAAAUGGAACUUCAGGUACUUCAAGUAAGAUUAGAACAUCAGAUAAUUUGAAUGAAAAUGGGACAUUAAGUAGCCCAGUUGAGAAUGGACCUUCCAGCUCUCUAAUUGAAAAUGGAAAAUAUUUUAUUACUACCAAAACUGAUCAAAAUGCAAGGCAAAAUGGUUGCGGGGGGAGUUGUAGUAAAUUUGAGAAAGUUAAUGAAAAGGGACAGUUUUCUGUGAUGUUUACUGAUGAUGAUAUCCGUUCACAGAUCAUGUCAAAUUGCAGUGAUCUACCCAAUAUAGAAUGCCCAAAUGUAUCUCUAUCCCCAUUAGUUGAUCAAAAUUUUAUCACAUCUCCUGUAUUUUGUAAUCCUUUACACGAGAGUGUUCGAGGGGGUUUGCAACAGGAACGCCGACUUUCUGUUUGUAGUUCAUGUGAUGAUGCUGACAGUGGUCCUACACUUAUGGCCAAUAUUCUUGUUGUUAGCCAUGGAGGCUGGUUGCGCGAGCUAUUUCGCCAUUUUGUAGAAGAUUUGGAAUGUUCUGUGCCUGGUGGUAGGAAACAAGCUCUUCGUAUUAGCCCAAAUGCAGGACUGUCUAAGUUUACUGUCUCCCUUGAAGAGCAUGACGGCCAUCCAAAAAUCAUAUGCCUUCAAAUUCAUGACAAACAGCAUUUAAUUUCUACAUCCUAUGCAGAUAAAACAUUAAACCCUGACGAAACUGCCCUUUAAAUGCCUUUCAUAUGUAAAUUAUUUUGUAUUUGUAAUAAAAUUUAUUAUUUGUGCUUUGAC